CGUCCGUGCAUUGCGAGGAACUGAAGGACAGUCCCUGAUGCCGCACAUCCCCCGGCCUGAGAGGAAAAGCGAGAGCGAGCUGCCGGGGCCUAACGAUGAGUUACCUCAGCGAAAGCGGCGGGGCCGUUAGGUCCCUCCUCGACUUAAGUCUUCAUUGCUUAACAAGGAACAUAUCCAGAUAUGCGGAAGAUAUUAAGCCUUUGCCUCCCAACAUCAAAGAUAAACUGAUCAAAUCAUUGAGUGUCCAAGGGUGGAUAAGUGAUUCAAAUAUUAAUAUGGUUUUGCACCCUGCAGUAGAGGCACUCGACCUUCGGGACUGUGAUGUUUCAGAUAAUGCCUUGCAACAGCUUUGUAACUGCAAACAGCUUAAGAAAAUUAACUUAAACAUUUGGAAAGGCAACAGACUAACAGUCACUUCAGAAGGGGUUGCAGCACUGGCCUUGUCAUGCCCUUAUUUACGUGAAGUCUCUUUUAAAAGAUGUAGCAACGUUACAGAUAGUGGAGUCCUUGCCCUUGCCCUCCACUGCCCACUUUUGCAAAUAGUUAACAUAGGUGGAUGUUCCAGCAUUACAGAUACAUCACUGCAAGCUCUUGGACAGAACUGCCAAUCCCUACAUAGUGUGGAUUUUUCAUCUACCCAGGUUACUGAUGAUGGUGUAAUAGCACUUGUUAGUGGAAUGUGUUCAAAGAAUUUAAAGGAGAUCCAUAUGGAAAGGUGUGUGAAUCUGACUGACAUAGCUGUGGAAGCUGUUCUCACUUGCUGUCCAAGGAUAUACAUUUUUCUGUUCCAUGGAUGCCCACUGAUAACAGAUCGUUCUCGAGAAGCCCUGGAACAGUUGGUUGGACCAAAUAAGUUUAAGCAGGUUUCAUGGACUGUUUAUUGAUUUUUCUUUAGUUGUUGAUGGCCUCUCUUUUUCAAGAAAGAACCAUGCCUGGAACUGCAUGUCUCUGGUGUUGUAGAGAGUACUGUCUCCCACUGACAUGCUUCGUUUCUAUUUCAACUGCCAAAGGUAGUGGCACUAAUGCUGUGUUUAUUUUCUUGAUUAACGAGAAUGUUGCUCUUUUUCCCACUCCACAUGAUGGAUUACGAAUAGGAAGUUGUUAGUGUUCAUAUAAGAGCAACAGGUCAGAACUGUAAUUCAGGAAUCAUUAUGUUCAAAUGUUAAGUUCUGUGGCAGUGAAGAACUAGCAGGAAAAUGUGAUGUAGCAGGUGGUGAGCCAGCAAGACUUGACAGCCACUAUUUCAUCUAAGCAUUUUAUAAGGUCACCUGCUCAGCCAUCACUUUGGGGAGGGUCAGUUAUGUUUCAAGGUAGCCAUUAUAAUUGGAGACGUGAGGUUUUGUUUACUGCAUGCUGGUUCUUGUUUUGAAAUAAAUGCUCCUACCAUCUUCA
Lacerta agilis (Sand lizard) is the source of this 1392-nucleotide messenger RNA. RefSeq names its product antagonist of mitotic exit network 1 homolog (gene AMN1). Gene Ontology annotation, cellular component: SCF ubiquitin ligase complex. The transcript has 7 exons. NCBI's taxonomy places the organism in Eukaryota, Metazoa, Chordata, Lepidosauria, Squamata, Lacertidae. Gene Ontology annotation, biological process: SCF-dependent proteasomal ubiquitin-dependent protein catabolic process. The record is from RefSeq and is a predicted model, not a curated record. Gene Ontology annotation, molecular function: protein binding. Bases 96 to 884 code for a protein of 262 amino acids.